AUGCAAUUCACCAUCACUUCCGCUGUCACUCUCCUCGCAUUUGCAUCUUCUGCAGCUGCGUCUCCUCUUGCGGCCCGUCAGGACGCGCUGCAAGAUUGGCAGGUAACAGACCUCGCAGUUUCUGUGCCAAUGGGACGCCCCGGAAGUUAUCCUUGGGGUACCCUUAAGGCGAACAUAACCGACCCGAAUGCGAUCAACCUUGGUACUUCGAGCGAUGGCAGCCAGAUGAUAGUGCCCGCCGGAAGCAAGAGGGUGGUAAGUUUCGCAUGCUGA
Molecule: messenger RNA, 273 nt
Organism: Bipolaris zeicola 26-R-13
Lineage: Eukaryota; Fungi; Ascomycota; Dothideomycetes; Pleosporales; Pleosporaceae
Exons: 1
Coding region: 1-273 (90 amino acids)
Source: RefSeq, a predicted model, not a curated record